This is a messenger RNA of Arachis ipaensis, 782 nucleotides long. RefSeq names its product replication factor-A carboxy-terminal domain protein. The record is from RefSeq and is a predicted model, not a curated record. NCBI's taxonomy places the organism in Eukaryota, Viridiplantae, Streptophyta, Magnoliopsida, Fabales, Fabaceae.
AUCAUAAUAUCCUUUUUAAUUGGAUUUUAUUUAUUUAUUCAUUAUUUUCUUACUAGAUUGGAACUUUAAAAGGGUUGAUAGAGAUAUUCAUAGUAAUUGAGGAUGGAAGCAGCUGCAGAGCAAGGAGAGAGAGGAAGCAGAACACAGAUGCUAACAGGCACGGUUUUAGGGAUAGACCACACCGAUCUCUUUUACAGAGUCUGCGCUCUUUGUGAAAGGACCCUUUCCUUUCCCUCCGGUGAUGAUUCUGAUGUCCCAGCUUCUUCCCUCUGCAAAUUCUGCCACCCGCACCCUGCUUCUGCCUCCUCUGCCUCCAAAAGACUCUUCCGAAUCCUGAUGUCGGUUGCGACAGAAACAAAGGUAUUCAGUGUCAUAUGCUUCGAUAGAGUUGCCAGGGUUCUGUUCGGUUGUUCUGCAGAUGACUUCUUUCACUUUGCAAAGCUCCACCCUUUUUGUGGUGUGACUGUAAAUGAGAUUCUGGAGGGAGAGAUGUUCACUAUGACUCUAACCAAGCCCCUCAAUGGCAAUGCUAGACAUCUAAGGCUUGCAUCCGCUGUUCCCUUGAGCUCUACAUUUCAGCCCAUCAUUCAGGUUUUAAGAGAAUACUACACAUCAUCACGUACUAGUUCAUAGUCACAAUUUAUUUUGUGUAAAAAUUUUAAGUGAAAAUCAUUUUACAGUGGCAUAAUUAAGGUACAAGAAGGUGGGAAAUAAAUGUUAGUUAUUUUCAUUUUAUGUUAGCCAUGAUUCAUGAGAAAGAAGUAUUAGCUCCAUUUAGUUUA